Molecule: messenger RNA, 2321 nt
Organism: Manduca sexta (tobacco hornworm)
Lineage: Eukaryota; Metazoa; Arthropoda; Insecta; Lepidoptera; Sphingidae
Product: venom serine carboxypeptidase
Exons: 1
Coding region: 222-1655 (477 amino acids)
Biological process (GO): proteolysis
Molecular function (GO): serine-type carboxypeptidase activity
Source: RefSeq, a predicted model, not a curated record
GUUACCCAACAGUUCAAAAUGAAUAAUAUUCGUAAUUUUAACAAGUUAUGUAAAUCGAGGCGAGCAUCGCCCCGUGCAACCAAAUCUGCAGAAUAAAAACAGAUAUAAGUUGGUAAAACAAUACCGGUUAUUAUUAUUCACGCGGCCGAUAAAGAGGUUACUGUUAUUAUUUAAAAGUAUUUAUAGUCAUUCUGCGGGUCACAGCCGGUGCGAGCGGUGACAUGAAGCUGCUGUUUUUAUUAUUUAUUGCGCAAGUAUUUUCGGUGCAGUGUCUUCUGCACCGAUAUCCAAAGCUGAAUCUUGGUGAACGUGAUGGAGGAGACGCCGGGGAGCCUCUGUUCCUCACGCCUUAUGUGGAGAGUGGUAACAUUACCGAAGGUAGGCGCCUCGCUCGAGUCCCCUUUACGGAGAGUCUCAGGAUCAAGAGUUAUGCUGGAUUUUUCACCGUAAACAAGACCUAUGAUUCCAAUCAGUUCUUUUGGUACUUCCCUGCAAUGGUUCCUAACAACAAAGACUCGCCAGUAAUCCUGUGGCUUCAGGGAGGACCGGGCGCUUCGUCCCUCUACGGAUUGUUCACCGAAAAUGGACCUCUAAGGGUGCGGAACAACAAACUUGAAAGGAGGAAGUAUAACUGGGCUUUGAGUCAUCAUUUAAUUUUCAUUGACAAUCCGGUUGGCACAGGGUUCAGUUUCACCAAAGACCCCAAAGGUUAUUGUACCAACGAGGCGCAAGUAGGCGAACAAUUGUACUCAACUUUGACUCAGUUCUUCCAACUGUUCCCGGAAUUGAGAUCAAAUAAGUUCUUUGUCACUGGAGAAUCUUACGGAGGGAAGUAUGUACCAGCUCUCGCUUACACCAUUCACAAAAAGAAUCCAUCAGCAAGUGUGAAAAUUAACAUGAAAGGCAUUGCUAUUGGAAACGGUUUGAGUGAUCCGGAACAUCAGCUAGUCUACGGUAAAUAUUUGUACCAGCUCGGCCUCAUAGAUUGGAAUCAAGCUAAAGUCUUCCAGAAGUACGAAAACCAAACUAUUGAGUACAUCAAACAACAGAAAUGGGAGCAGGCAUUUGACACUUUUGAUUUACUUUUAAAUGGAGACAAAAUUGAAGGCAAGAGUUUGUUUUCAAACAUGACUGGCUUUGAUUUCUACUUCAAUUUCCUCCACACUAAAGACUACACAUCGUUUGAAGACUUUGGGCCGAUGCUGCAGAAGAGUUCGUUCAGAAAAGGCAUACAUGUUGGAGACUUGCCUUUCCACAAUGGCUCUAUAGUUGAAACACACUUAAAACAAGAUGUUAUGAAGUCUGUGGCUCCAUUGGUAUCCGAGUUAUUGGAUCAUUAUUACAUUGUGGUCUACAGUGGUCAGUUGGACAUCAUUGUUGCCUAUCCAUUAACCCUGAACUAUCUAAGGCACCUCAAUUUCACUGGAGCAGAGGAGUACAGAUCUGCAAAACGGUACAUCUGGAAGGUGGAUAAUGAAGUGGCAGGGUAUGUAAAGCAGGGGGGGAAACUAGUGGAGAUUAUGGUUAGGAAUGCGGGCCACAUGGUGCCUGGAGACCAGCCUAAAUGGGCACUAGAUCUGAUCACCAGAUUUACACAUGAAAAGACAUUUUAUAAUCCUAAACAUGUAAGUCAUAAGGAUAAAGGUGGAAACUAGGUGCCAAAAAUCUAUGUUAGGUGAACAAGUUCAAAAGCAAUUUGGUGCAUUAGUUAUCAUAAAUUUAAAACGAAACUUGAUGUAGUUACCAUGUUUUUUUGGUUUAAAAUAUUUCUCAGUGGGAAACAAUUUUUUCUCUUAUAAGUACUGGUUUUUAUCAAUAAUUACUCUUAUAUAUUACUCAGUUUCUGAUAUUCGUAGUUUAUUUUUAAUUAUCUAUUGUUGUAAAUCAUUUAAACACAGUUCAAAGAUAAAUAUGCAUUAUUGUGAAGUUGUGGUACCACAAUAUGGUCCGUUAAUUACUUAAUGAUAAAAAUACCAGAAACUAGGUAUCAAUAAGUGUGAUUUGAAAUAGGGUUAAUAAAAACAAAUAUCUUUUAUUCCAGUUUUAUAUCUUUUUAUUGUAGUGUUUUAAAAUUGUUUCUCAUAUAAGUAAAUAAGUGUUAUUUGUCAGAAUGGGUUACCUAUAAUUUGGUGAUGGCUGUGAGAAAUACAAAUAGAUAACAUAUUUUUAAUUUUUAUUGUAUUUAUAGAAAAGUUCAAUUUCACAUAUCAAUUUUUUUAUUGAUAAAUUUGUAAUAAUUAUCAUAUGGACAUCUUAAUAAGCAUGUAUAUUACAUCCUAUAUUUAUAAACUCUCCUAUUGUAAUAAAUUGUUCAAAACGUU